Knipowitschia caucasica is the source of this 831-nucleotide messenger RNA. The record is from the annotation of a GenBank genome assembly. Lineage: Eukaryota; Metazoa; Chordata; Actinopteri; Gobiiformes; Gobiidae.
AUGGUGGUUGUUGGACGGUGGUUGUUGGACAGUGGUUGGUGUUGGAUGGUGGUUGUUGUUGGAUGGUGGUUGUUGUUGGAUGGUUGUUGUUGGAUGGUCGUUGUUGUUGUUGGACGAUGGUUGUUGUUGGAUGGUUUUUGUUGGACGGUGGUUGUUGGACGGUGGUUGUUGUUGGACGUGGUUGUUGUUGGACGGUGGUUGUUGUUGGACGAUGGUUGUUGUUGGACGGUGGUUGUUGUUGGACGGUGGUUGUUGUUGGAUGGUUGUUGUUGGACGAUGGUUGUUGUUGGACGAUGGUUGUUGUUGGACGGUGGUUGUUAUUGGACGGUGGUUGUUAUUGGACGGUGGUUGUUAUUGGACGGUGGUUGUUGUUGGAUGGUGGUUGUUGUUGGACGGUGGCUGGUGUUGGACGAUGGUUGUUGUUGGACGGUGGUUGUUGUUGGAUGGUUGUUGUUGGAUGGUGGUUGUUGGACGGUGGUUGUUGUUGGAUGGUGGUUGUUGUUGGACGGUGGUUGUUGGACGGUGGUUGUUGUUGGAUGGUGGUUGUUGUUGGACGGUGGUUGUUGGACGGUGGUUGUUGUUGGAUGGUUGUUGUUGGACAGUGGUUGGUUUUGGACGAUGGUUGUUGUUGGACGGUGGUUGUUGUUGGACGGUGGUUGUUGUUGGACGGUGGUUGUUGUUGGAUGGUGGUUGUUGGAUGGUGGUUGUUGUUGGAUGGUUGUUGUUGGACGGUGGUUGUUGUUGGAUGGUGGUUGUUGGACGGUGGUUGUUGUUGGAUGGUUGUUGUUGGAUGGUGGUUGUUGUUGGAUGGUGGUUGUUGUUGGAGGGUAG